This is a messenger RNA of Diplodia corticola, 2271 nucleotides long. Its product is annotated as heterokaryon incompatibility protein. The record is from RefSeq and is a predicted model, not a curated record. NCBI's taxonomy places the organism in Eukaryota, Fungi, Ascomycota, Dothideomycetes, Botryosphaeriales, Botryosphaeriaceae. The transcript is spliced from 2 exons. Bases 1 to 2271 code for a protein of 756 amino acids.
AUGGCGUCCGCUUCCGACGAACCCGAUGAAUUCGGAACCACAGCACGACACAGCGCACCCAAUCCAGCCACGACAGGUGACGCCCUCUGCGACCUAUGUUUGCAAGCUUUGACCAUCGAUGAUAAGCUUGCCGGCGGUACCGUAACAGAGGCACCCGACAAGGAGGCCCCUGUUCUGGAUCUCUCGGGUUUCGCUCCACAGCAGUGGACACGGGAAGACCAGAAAGGACUCCGCCAUUCCCGCGUGAGAAAACGGAGUGAGACAGAUGAGUUUGGCUGGACGCAUCAUGGCUUUGGGCCUUUCGAAAAAUGGCGUUUACGUGGAACUUGCGCAGGAAACAAUCACGAAAGAUCCGCUACGCCACCCACAUUACCCGAGCUCGCAGGCUCUGCCGAUCAGAACUGUCUAUUCUGUUCAAGACUCACGGAACUUUUCUAUGAGCAAUACGGCGAAAAGUCCUGGUGGAAUCUUUCCGAUUCGAGGCUUCGGUUUAGUAUGCAAUAUGAAUGGGAGGAGCUCCGUAUUGAGAUCAAAAAAGUAGGGGAGGAAAUGACAGUGCACUAUCGCGAAAUGCUUGACUGUUUGGCGGUCAUAGUAUUCCGUCCAGAACAAUAUGGCGAGGUGGAUGUCUACGAGUUCGAGGUAGGAGCCAAGCCAGGGAAUUGCCGAGACUGGCUUAAAAUCAUGUACAAUCCUUUGGAUAUCGACGGCCCGGCAUCCAAAAACAACAUCGAGUUCAUGAAGAGCUGUAUCGAUGAAUGCGUCAGGGAGCAUCUCGGAUGUAGGGACAAGCUCUCGAAAGAGAACUUCAUUCCCACGCGCUUAUUGGAUGUCGGAAGCGCCGCAGGGUCCGAUGUCAGGCUCAGAGAGCGUAGAGAAAUCCUCUCGGAAUGCUUACUCGGCUCUCAACUCAAAUACGCGACUUUGAGUUACUGUUGGGGAUCUUCGUUGCCGUUGAAAACGACAGACCAAACAUUCGAGCAGCACAAGAUUGGCAUCUCAGUCGAUGGUAUGCCGGCAACUUUUCAGGAUGCGGUGAAACUCGCCAGAGAGCUCGGAAUUCGGUAUCUCUGGAUCGAUGCACUUUGCAUUAUCCAGGACCAAGUGAGCAAAAAGGACUGGGAGGCCGAGUCGGUGACUAUGACCGACAUAUUUGCUCACUCGUACGUUACCAUUUGUGCGGCUGUCAGCGAUUCAUGUUUCCAAAACUUUCUCCAGAGACCUUCCUCCAGGCUUUUGAGUCUACCUUUCCGCUCAUCCCUGGUGCCAGACAUAUCCGGAGAAUACUCAAUCCUUCUCAAGGGACGGGAGGAACGGCCGGAACGUGCCUGCUUCCGAUCUUCACGAUGGUCAAGGCGUGCCUGGGUAUGGCAAGAACAAGUCAUGGCUACAAGACAGCUUGUUUUUUGCGAAGAGGCUGUCCAAUUCCGAUGCAAUAACAAGAUUGUCUUCGAGUAUGGCCUAGAAGCGUCUGACUUAUCCAUGGUUCUGCAAAAGGGAUCGGAUUAUAGCCGGUUUUGGCUCGAAGCUGUCUUCGUAUACUCCAGAAGGGAGCUCACGUUCGCACAUGAUAGGUUGAGUGCGAUAUCUGGCGUAGCAAAAUUCAUGCAAGAUUCCAUGAAAGAGCUUGGUGAGCCAACAGAGUAUCUUGCGGGGCUAUGGCUGGAUAAAAGUCUCGGGUAUCAGCUGCGCUGGGUAUGCGAUGAACCGAAAUUGUCAUACAAUGAGAUGCUGGAGUGGCUGCAGGACGAAGAACAUUAUUGCGCCCCAUCUUGGAGUUGGGCGUCUCGGAACACAGCUAUCCGUUGCCUUAGGGAUAGACCAGGCACCGAAUUCCAAGUAGUGUCUUACGAUUUACAGCCGGCUAACUCUGAUGCCAUGGUCGCAGUCAAGUUUGGAUCGUCAAUUACCCUCGGGGGAAAAUGUCGACGGACGCCGAUCAGGCCAAUCAGUGGCAUUUUCACGCCCAGAAUCCCGGAGAGGUGGCCAUACAGCAACUACUGGAAAACUUCGAGCCCCUAUGGAACCAUGAGAUUUUGGUUGGAUUGGGUCCCGAACUUGGAGGAUCCUGAGGAAAGCAAUCGUCAAGAUCAACUUCAUCUCUUUCUUACAUCUACAGAGGGCGAUCGAUUCGCUGGAGGGCUUCUUGUGCUACCAUCUGAGGGUGAUGAUUCUGGAAGAGAACUGUUUUAUCGGGUUGGGGCGUUCAAUAUAGAUGGUGAUUGCCAGUGGCUGACGGAGACUCCGAAACGCUCUGUUACCAUUGUGUAA